CUCUAGGAAAAUUUAUCAUAUUGGCAACAAAUAGUACUUAUUCCUCAGUUUACUUCACAGCAUUCGAAACCAUUUAAGAAGGUAAUUGCGUUUUAUAUUUACCUCAAAACCGAUCAUAAUGUCAAGAAAACGCAAAUUAUUAAGUAUAAGUGAAAGGUGUCGUAUUUGCCUCGUUGAACAUGGUUGCAUGAGUAAUUUAUUCGAUGAAAAUGUGCAAUCAAAACUGGAUGAUCUAAGUAAAUGCACUUCCAUCAAUAUUAAGGAUGAAAAUGGUUUGCCGGAUAUUAUUUGCCAUGCAUGUCUUUAUAAAUUAGAUAUAUGGAAUGAAUUCAAAGAGCAAUUCAUAAGAUCCAAUCAAAUGCUAUUGAGUCAAUUAGAAAUUGUUGAAACUUCAAAUGAUAAGAAUUCAGAAUUUAAGAAAGCAUAUGGCGAUUUAGAUCAAAGUGGAGAAAACAGUCUGUCUGAUGCUUCUGAUAAGAAGAAAUCAAAAUCAGAAGUCCCUCCACUGAUACCACUAGACUUUGCAAACAAAGAUAGUGUAGUUGAUCAAAUAAUGCUCAAUGAGAUGUACGUAUCAGAAGAUGAUGUCACAUCAUCUAAAGAUUCCUCACAGAGAGCUCAUGACAAAGAUAACGUAGAAGCAAAGUCAUCCCAGGUUUUGAGUAAGGUUAAAAUCUUUAUGGCAAGGCGUAACAGAACAUUGGAACAAAGGAAGGCAUCAACACAGAGAUGGGUUGAGAGGAAAAAAGCUCUUUUAGCUGCAACAGGAGAAAGUGUUUCAGACACAGAUUCUAUGACAUCAGAUGAUAUUCAAUUGACACCAGUGCAGAAAGCAAGAGCAAAAACAAAUUUGGAUAAAGAAACUGAGAAGCAGAAGAGAUUAGCAAGAGCUCUAAAGAAUUUAGAAAUUGAUAUGGUAGAUAAUUGUAGUAUAAAAAAUAAAAAUGGUUUUAUGAGUGUGGACACUGAUUCUGAUACACGCAGAACACGGUCCUUCAAAGAUGUUAAUUCUGAUACUUCAUGUAAAAAUAAUUCCUUGAAAGGGGAGGUGAAAAAUGAUUCCAAGGAGAAGGAAAAUUCUCCGAGAGUAAUGUCAUUGAAGAUAGGCGAAAUAGAAAUCGCCGAGGAUUCAUUUAAGUCCUCUUCAUUGAAAUCAGAAUUGAAGAUUGGAGGUACUACAUAUAUUGUCACUUCUACGCUCACAGAGUCUCAUUACCUAAACAAAGCAAAUCUGAACAGUCUCUUAAAGGAAUGCAAAAAUGGAAGUAGCGAACAGAAUCUUAGAGAGAAGAAUACUGAUAUCAUUGAUGCUGUGCAGCUUCGUAGAAUAAAUCCAAUUCCAACAGAUUCCACUGAUAAAAAGUGUAUUGAAAGGUGCUUGAAUAUUGAAAUAGAAGGAACAGAAAUAGAAGUCUUAAAAAGGGUACAAGUUGAAUUGGCAGAUUUCGUAAAGAAAGAAAUGAAACAGAGAUUAAUUGGUACGAAUAUUGAUAAGAAAACAAGGAACAUUUGCCAAAAUUCACAUAACACUUUAGACCAGCAGUUGAAGAGUAUUGUAGAAAAAACUAUAAAGAAAAAUUUUGAAUCUUCCGUGAUGAGAAGCUGUGAUGCUCCUCAGACUCCUGGGAGGGUUUCGCCCACAUUUAUACAGGAAGUAAUGAAUUCUCAAAAAUACCAACCAAAAGUUGUAUUGAAACGUUUAGAUAUAAUGAAAGAAAGUAAGCUACGCAAUAUCAAUAACAUGCACCUUGCAAUAAAACGUACAGUUAAGGGUAAGCUUGGUGGACCAUUCAGUAUGGUUUCACAUAAGCGUCAGAGUGUUCCGCCGAUAAGGUAUAAUGAUUACAAUACUUCUCCAUUGGACUCUGAUUCUAAUUUAUCAGAAGAAACAGGAACGUCUGGAAUAGAAAAUAAUCAUAAUGUACAAAAAUCACAAAAUAGUAAUGUGGCAAAGCACAUAGAACAACUUAAUGAACAGCGAAUGGAUCGGCAAGAAAAUGUAUGCAAAAUAAAUUCAUCGAGCAGUGAAAAACAUGUAUGCGGUGUAUGUCAAGAGUCAUUUAAUAAUUAUAACGAUGCUGCGACUCAUAUUCGUACACACAAAACAGACACCAUAUCAAAAUCUAAUAAGCAUAAGAUGAUGCGAUGUAAAAGAUGUCAUGAGAUAGUAGAAGCGAGGUUUGUCAAGGCUCAUAUUUGUAAAUCUACGAAACACGUUCAUAAAUGUUACGUGUGUAAUUCUACGUUCCGAACUGAGAAACUUUUGGUGCGUCAUUUGGAAAACCAUGAUCAGUCUGAAUUUAAUAUAGAGAACAUAACAAAAGGAGAUUCUCAGAAGUUGAAUGCAUUAAAUUCUAAAUCUAAGAAUCAAGUUUCGAAAGAAGAAAAUAAUAUAAAAUUGGAUAAAGGAUUGAAGGAAAAUGCUAUGUCAGAAAGCGAAAGGCCAAAGAAGACGUACACAUGUUUUGUAUGCGAUAAAAUAUUUACAGAUGAAGAAAUAUUGAAAGACCAUUUACAGAAACAUUGUGAUGACAUGAGCGAAGGCGAUCAGAGUCCUGGUAAAGAGCAGUACCAGUGUGCGAUUUGUGGAGAUUCUUUAGAUUCUGAAGACGCUCUGGAAGCACACGUUGAAAAACAUUUGUUCGACGAAGAAGAUGAUAAUCCCAAUCUCAUUAACAUCGCUAAUGAAAAUGAAAAAUCGAAGGAUGAAAUUUAUCAGUGUGUACAGUGUUCAGAGACAUUCAAUUCAGAAAUGUUGUUAGAAAUGCAUAUGCAAGCUCACGAAGAAGAAGUUGCGAUAGCAGAAUGGGAAAAGCAGGGAAUAAAGACCUAUGAGUUUCAAUGCGUGAUAUGCGAUGAACUUCUUGAAACUGAAGAAGAUUUAACAGAACAUUUAAAUAUACAUAAUAGUGAUGGGCAUGUUUGUCAAUUAUGUGACAAACCGUUUUCAAGUUUAGAAGAUUUACAGAAUCAUGUUGCGACACAUUAAUGCAAUUUUGCAAUUCGUUGAAAACAUACAGAUUGUAUUAAGCAACAUAAUUGCUAUAUUAACACGUUCAUGUAUCAUUCACUACUCUUUGAUUUUGUAUUUAAAAAGCAUCUUUUUAAAUUUAAAUAAUAUGAUACAUGUAAAUACCAGUAUGUAAGUAUAUACAGGUUGUUCUCAUUUUAGUUAUUAAACUUUAUUGCACUUACUUGACUUUGUAUCUGCAUAUCUAGGUAGGUAUAGCUUACAAAUGAUAAACAUAAAGAUGGUAUGUAAAGUAUAUACGAGGAUUUUUUUUUUCAUUUCAAUAAUAAUUUUGUUAUCAUACAAUGUUUUUUUAGAAAGAAUUAGUUCUUCAAUAAUUUAAUAUUUCAUAUCUAUAUAUGAGUAUAUUAAGUUGAUGUAUACAUACAUAAUAAAACAUUGUUUCCUGAUAAAUAUAAAUUAAUUAUGCAUAAAGUACGGCUUUAUUUUAAACAAAAUACGAGUUGUAAUAUAAAAUAUGCUAGAGAAUAGAAUUGAUAAAUAAACAUUCGUAUAUAAAUCUUAAUGUGUUUUGUUCUAUGGAAUCUAAAUCAUGUAUGUUACACACUAUGCAAAUAAUAUACAUAUUUUUUAUACGA
Messenger RNA from Osmia bicornis bicornis, 3609 nucleotides. RefSeq names its product zinc finger and BTB domain-containing protein 41-like. The transcript is spliced from 4 exons. The coding region runs from base 119 to 2989 and encodes 956 amino acids. Gene Ontology annotation, cellular component: nucleus. Lineage: Eukaryota; Metazoa; Arthropoda; Insecta; Hymenoptera; Megachilidae. Gene Ontology annotation, molecular function: zinc ion binding. The record is from RefSeq and is a predicted model, not a curated record.